This is a messenger RNA of Pteropus alecto (black flying fox), 2195 nucleotides long. It is a transcript of the gene VPS33B, whose product is annotated as VPS33B, late endosome and lysosome associated. The transcript is spliced from 23 exons. The record is from RefSeq and is a predicted model, not a curated record. Gene Ontology annotation, cellular component: CORVET complex; lysosome. Lineage: Eukaryota; Metazoa; Chordata; Mammalia; Chiroptera; Pteropodidae. The coding region runs from base 351 to 2195 and encodes 614 amino acids. Gene Ontology annotation, biological process: vesicle-mediated transport; intracellular protein transport.
ACCGGCGCUGCGAAUGGGACUUCCGGGAGGUCCAGGAAGCCGCUUCUCCUGUCAGUAGGCGGGGUGCUCCUUGCAGCCGUGAAGUCUGCGAGUGUAGAUCAGAAACCUGCUCACGGGCAGAGUGGAGCAGAGAGGGCCGGGUCGGGACACAGUGGCUGAGACAAAGGUCCCCCGAGGCUGCCGCUGUCGGGCUGGGAGGUGGCCAUUCAUUCCUCUAGCGCAGCUGAAGAGUGAGGGCCCCUUCCGGGGAUCUUUCGAAGUCUGUGCCCAGGCCUGAAGGAGAGCCACGAGCCUUCGCGGAUCGGAGGGCGGCCGUCUUCUCCCACCCCGCGGCUCCGGUGACCGCUGCCAUGGCUUUUCCCCAUCGGCCGGACGCCCCAGAGCUGCCAGACUUCUCCUUGCUCAAGAGGCUGGCCCGAGACCAGCUCAUCUAUCUGCUGGAGCAGCUUCCAGGAAAAAAGGACUUGUUCAUUGAGGCAGAUCUCAUGAGCCCUUUGGAUCGAAUCGCCAAUGUCUCCAUACUAAAGCAACAUGAAGUAGACAAGCUGUACAAGAUGGAGAACAAGCCAGCCCUCAGCUCCAGUGAACAACUGUGCUUCUUGGUCAGACCCCGCAUCAAGAACAUGCGGUACAUUGCCAAUCUUGUCAAUGCUGACAAGCUGGCCGGCCGAACUCGAAAAUACAAAGUGAUCUUCAGCCCUCAGAAGUUUUACGCCUGUGAGAUGGUGCUUGAGGAAGAGGGGAUCUAUGGAGAUGUGAGCUGUGACGAGUGGGCCUUCUCCUUGCUGCCUCUCGAUGUGGAUCUGCUGAGCAUGGAACUACCAGAAUUCUUCAGGGACUACUUCCUGGAAGGAGAUCAGCGUUGGAUCAACACUGUGGCACAGACCUUGCAGCUCCUCAGCACUCUCUACGGGCCCUUUCCUCACUGCUACGGGAUCGGCAGAUGUGCCAAGAUGUCCCAUGAAUUGUGGAGGAAACUGGAGGAGGAGGAGGAUGGCGAAACCAAGGGCCGAAGGCCAGAAAUUGGACAUGUCUUUCUCCUGGACAGAGACGUGGACUUUGUGACGGCACUUUGCUCCCAGGUGGUUUAUGAGGGCCUGGUGGACGACACCUUCCGCAUCAAGUGUGGGAGUGUUGAUUUUGGCCCGGAAGUCACAUCCUCUGACAGAAGCCUGAAGGUGCUGCUCAAUGCCGAGGACAAGGUGUUUAAUGAGAUUCGUAACGAGCACUUCUCCAAUGUCUUUGGCUUCUUGAGCCAGAAGGCCCGGAACUUGCAGGCCCAGUAUGACCGCCGGAGAGGCAUGGACAUCAAGCAGAUGAAGAACUUCGUUUCCCAGGAGCUCAAGGGACUGAAACAGGAGCACCGCCUGCUGAGUCUGCAUAUUGGGGCCUGUGAAUCCAUCAUGAAGAAGAAAACCAAGCAGGACUUCCAGGAGCUCAUCAAGACCGAGCACGCGCUGCUGGAGGGCUUCAGCAUCCGGGAGAGCACCAGCUACAUUGAGGAGCACAUCGACCGACAGGUGUCACCUAUAGAAAGCCUUCGCCUCAUGUGUCUUUUGUCCAUCACCGAGAAUGGUCUGAUCCCCAAGGAUUACCGAUCCCUGAAAACACAGUAUCUACAGAGCUAUGGCCCUGAGCACCUGCUGACCUUCUCCAACCUGCGGCGAGCAGGGCUCCUAACAGAGCAGGCCCCUGGGGAAACCCUCACAGCUAUGGAGAGUAAAGUGAGCAAGCUGGUGACGGACAAGGCUGCAGAAAAGAUCACUGAUGCCUUCAGCUCUCUGGCCAAGAGGAGCAAUUUUCGUGCCAUCAGCAAGAAGCUGAAUUUGAUCCCACGUGUGGAUGGCGAGUACGACCUGAAGGUGCCACGGGACAUGGCGUAUGUCUUCAGCGGUGCUUAUGUGCCCCUCAGCUGCCGCAUCAUUGAGCAGGUGCUGGAGCGGCGGAGCUGGCAGGGCCUGGAUGACGUGCUGCGGCUGCUGCACUGCAGCGAACUGGCCUUCACAGGUGUGACCAAGGAAGACAAGGCUUCCAGCGAGUCCCUGCGCCUCCUCCUGUCUGCAGCGAAGGCCUUCACAGGUGCGUGGCCUCGGCGAGUGGGGUGGCGUGACCGGGAGGAGGGCCGGAUGCAGCACGCAGUGCUGGCGCCAGCGGAGAACCGGAGCACUGAGUCCAAUCUGAUCCCCACAGCUUAA